AUGACUUUAGCAACCAUCUUUACGUUCGUGUUCUAUCUCUUAAUCCUAGUAACCAAUGUUGUUGUUUCGGUGGAUUACAAGUCAGCUCUUACCAAAUCUUUGUUGUACUAUGAAGCUCAACGAUCCGGAAGACUACCGGCCAACCAGCGUGUCCAAUGGCGAGGCGACUCCGGCCUCAACGACGGCAAAGACUCCGGUGUGGAUUUAGUAGGAGGAUACUAUGAUGCGGGUGACAACGUUAAAUUUGGAUUUCCAAUGGCAUUUACGAUAACAAUGCUUAGUUGGGGGGUGGUGGAUUUCGGGGAACAUUUAGGAGUCACCGGAGAACGGGGAAAUGCCCUGGCGGCUAUCAAAUGGGGAACCGACUACUUGAUAAAAGCUCAUCCCCAACCCGAUGUUCUGUACGGUCAAGUCGGAGAGGGUAACGCCGAUCAUCAGUGCUGGCAACGACCGGAAGACAUGACCACGCCCCGAACUUCCUACCGGAUUGAUGAUCAGCAUCCAGGAGCUGAUCUCGCCGGAGAGACUGCGGCGGCUUUCGCUGCUGCUUCCAUGGCUUUCAGGAAUUCAGACCCCACGUAUUCUUCCCGACUCCUCGAUAACGGCAAACAGGUGUUCAAUUUUGCCCGGACGCAUCCAGGCCGUUACCAGGACAGUAUAACAGAUGCUGGCCAAUUCUAUCCAAGCAGUGGAUACGAAGAUGAACUAUUGUGGGCUGCAGCCUGGUUAGAAAAAGCUAGUGGAGACCAAACUUACACCCAAUAUCUCAACCAAGCCUCAAACAUAGGUGGCACCAGAUCAAUGUUCUCCUGGGAUGACAAAUUUGUUGGAGCCCAAACCCUCGUCGCAAAGAGUUUGGUGGAGGGGAGAUCAAGCGAUGGAAACCUAGGGCAAUACAAGAACAAUGCGGAGCAAUUCAUUUGCAAUUGUGUCCAAAAGGGCAGCAAAAACAUUGGCAGGACUGGAAGAGGACUUCUAUGGUGGAAUGGUUUUAAUAACCUCCAAUACACCACAGCCGCAGUGUACAUCAUUACAACUUAUGCAGAUAGUCUUUUCAAAACCAAAAACACUCUCAAUUGCACCUCGGGUUCCGUUACUCCAGACUCUUUACUAGCAUUCGCCAAAUCUCAGGUGGAUUACAUUUUAGGAUCGAACCCGAGAAGUUUAAGUUACAUGGUUGGAUACGGGACGAAUUAUCCGCAAAGAGUACACCAUCGAGGAGCAUCCAUCGUGUCGAUUAAGAGGGAUAGUACGCCGGUGUCUUGCCAACAAGGGUUUUCAGAUUGGUUCAACCGGGAUGCACCAAAUCCAAACGUCAUAGAAGGUGCAAUUGUUGGAGGACCUGACCAAAGCGACAACUAUGACGACUCAAGAGGCAACUAUCAACAAAAUGAACCUGCCACCGCCAAUACCGCUCCUCUUGUUGGACCUUUAGCAUAUUUUUCCGCUUGA
Messenger RNA from Oldenlandia corymbosa var. corymbosa, 1452 nucleotides. Lineage: Eukaryota; Viridiplantae; Streptophyta; Magnoliopsida; Gentianales; Rubiaceae. The record is from the annotation of a GenBank genome assembly.